Messenger RNA from Ceratitis capitata (Mediterranean fruit fly), 1771 nucleotides. It is a transcript of the gene Cpr92A, whose product is annotated as larval cuticle protein A3A. NCBI's taxonomy places the organism in Eukaryota, Metazoa, Arthropoda, Insecta, Diptera, Tephritidae. Gene Ontology annotation, cellular component: extracellular matrix. The record is from RefSeq and is a predicted model, not a curated record. The transcript has 3 exons. Bases 224 to 907 code for a protein of 227 amino acids.
UUCACAGUUAUUCAAUUUCACGUGUCGGAUCCGUUUGUUGGCUUUAUUAAUUUUGCCUAUUGCAUUUCGUUUGCUUAUUUAUCCGUUUUUGUUGCGGUUCGGACUGAGUCGUGUUUGCGAAUACUCACGUCCUGGCAAAUAAAGUGUCUUGGCAGCUGUACGCGUCUUUAGCGCGUCUUCGAAUCGACUUUCGAGUGGACUCGUGUCGAAGGACAUCGGCAGGAUGUUAAUGUUGAAGAUACUCUUUAUGACGGCAACAUUUGCUUUAUCGCAAGGUGGUGUUAUAGGCCCAUAUGCAGCUCAUUAUGGACCACAUGGGCAUGAUGGUCCUGCACCAUUUCACUAUCCAGCCUAUGCAGCACCACAUGGCGCACCACUUCCAGUGCCUUAUGUAGCCGCAGCGCCAAAACCAGUUGCUCCCGAACCUUACGAUCCGGCACCGAAAUACUCUUUCGGCUAUGACAUACAAGAUGGCUACACUGGCGACUUAAAGAGCCAACAUGAAACCCGUCACGGUGACGUGGUGAAGGGCAGUUAUUCCGUUGUCGAUCCAGAUGGCACCAAACGUACCGUUGAUUACACAGCCGAUCCGCAUAAUGGCUUCAAUGCUGUAGUGCGCAAGGAGCCACUCGCCUAUAAGGCUGCACCCAUUGCACCGGCACCGUUGGGUCCAGCAGCACCUGUGAAAGCACCCGCUGUUGCUUAUCCCCUAGCUUUGGCGCCAGUACCACAUGCACCCGUUCAGCCAGCACCGGCGCAUCUUCUAGCACCGGCUCCCGCACCAUUACCGGCAGCACCUGCUGGUGCACCCUACCAUGCUGCCUAUCCGGCUUUGGCACACAGCACUGCCUAUGCCAGUUACCCGUUAGCUGCUGAUCCCCAUCAUGGACACUAUUAUCCACACUAAAAAUGGCGAAGGCAAAUGUAAAUAUUGCUUUUUUUGAAGUUCAAGGCGACUACUACGGAUUACAUAAACUGAUUUUUUUUUUGAAUUAUCCUUUACUAUUCACAUACAUACAUACAUACAUUCAUUCAUAUGAAUGCUGUGAAAAUAAUUUCCAAGCUUGAAUCUAUCUGCUGCUACCUCUUGACUUUUUAUUGUAUACAAACUUAUAUAAACAUUUACGUAAUUACAUAUCUACAUUUUACUCAUUUAUACAUACAUACAUAUAUUUGUAAGCAAUCGUUUUUAUUGCUCUUGAUUGUUUUUUGUUAUGGUCACAAAUAAUUUAGUUACUACUCUGGCACAAUGAAAGAUAUGAUGUUACAUAUAUAUACACAUAAACAUAUACAUACGUGUAUGUGAAUUGAUUGAGAUGUAUGCAUUAAAUAAUCAUAAAUAACGGUUCAUUCAGUAAACUACUUAGAAUUAUAUAUACAGACAUAUAAACAUAUCUUCACACUGAGUAUGAAAUAACCGACUAUACAUAUAUACUAUACAACUAUGUUAACCAAUACAUACAUACAUAUUUAUGUUGAUUAUAGUUAUCAAGAUUAUAAAUACCCUUCUCUCUCCCCUCUCUUCUCUUUUCUUCGCUCUCAGUUGUAUUCCCGAUCAUUUCAUAAGCGAAUUCCAUUACAACAUUAAGUAUAACGAUUAUUUGUUUAGAAUUAUUAGAUACGUAAACGUGUGUGUUGUUGUUUUCUAAGCAUUAGUUUUAAUUUUUUUUUUUUACAAAUACGAUUUUUAUACUUCUCCCAUCCAUAAAGAAGGAUAUCUUUAUAUGGCAGGUACAAUACAAUAAAUGCAAUGAGUACAGGAAGGUUAAAA